CAAAUUUCAAAUCGUAGUAGGAAGGGACCCACCGAAGUAGGCCCCAAAUCAUUGGAAUCCGUACGGAGAGCAUUCGUGGCACCCGAAUCCACCACCCAUGUAGCUAAAAGUACGAACCGUAACAAAAACAAUUGGCAGAGAAACACAUGAGCAUCCCCUACCUGUUAACGAAGUCAGAUUUCGAUUGCUGGUAGGCUCUUAUUCGAAUACCCAAACGCCACUCUCUCUCUCUCCAUGUAGCCUCUCUCGAGGUAAUUAGGUUAUGGCGGAGACUAAAUUAAUAGCAAUUUGCCAGCUUGGUGGUGAAUUUGAGGCUAAUAAGGAUGGUUCAUUAUCCUACAGAGGUGGUGAUGCUCAUGCUAUAGAUAUUGAUGACCAAAUGAAGUUUAACGACUUCAAGACGGAAGUGGCUGAAAUGUUUAACUGUAGCAUCAAUAACAUGUCUCUCAAAUACUUUCUGCCAGGCAAUAGGAAGACUCUAAUUACUAUAUCCAAUGACAAGGACCUGAAGCGGAUGUUAAAAUUUCACUGGGAUUCUGUCACCACUGAUAUUUAUGUAAUAUUGGAAGAUAUUGUUCUGCCUGAUGUCUCAAACUUGCCCGCCAGUAGAUCAAGCCGAACAACUUUGUCCGAAGCAGUGCCUCCUGUUGAUGCACCUGUUGCUGUUGUGGAUGCGGUUGUAGAUGAUACCUUGCAAUCUGCUAUCCAUCUUACUGGGCCUCUUGAUGUUGUAGUUGAUACUGAUCAUGUUAGUGUUCAUAUUGAUGAGGCACAGCUUGAUCAACCACUUGACAUUUCACCCAUUCUUCCUCUUGUUGAUUCCACUGAUGAGAGGCAUGCUAAAGGUGCACAGCAGUGGCAGAAUACUAUUACUGGGGUGGGUCAAAGAUUUAGUAGCGUUCAUGAAUUUCGUGAAUCAUUGCGUAAAUAUGCCAUUGCACAUCAGUUUGCCUUUAGGUAUAAGAAGAAUGAUAGUCACCGUGUAACUGUUAAAUGCAAAGCAGAAGGUUGUCCUUGGAGAAUUCAUGCAUCAAGAUUGUCAACUACUCAACUAAUCUGUAUUAAAAAGAUGAAUGCAACCCAUACAUGUGAAGGGUCUGUAGUGACAACAGGGCAUCAGGCAACUCGGAGCUGGGUGGCUAGCAUCAUUAAGGAAAAAUUGAAAGUUUUUCCAAAUUACAAGCCCAAGGAUAUUGUCAAUGACAUCAAACAAGAGUAUGGCAUCCAACUAAACUAUUUUCAAGCGUGGCGUGGAAAAGAAAUUGCAAAGGAGCAGCUUCAAGGUUCAUAUAAAGAGGCAUAUAAUCAGUUGCCACUGUUCUGUGAAAAGAUAGCAGAGACUAAUCCAGGCAGUGUUGCUACUUUCAGCACUAAGGAAGACUCAAGUUUUCAGCGUCUAUUUGUCUCAUUCCACGCCUCAUUGUAUGGUUUUCUUCAAGGUUGCAGGCCUCUCCUUUUUCUGGACAGCAUACCAUUGAAGUCAAAAUAUCAAGGCACAUUGUUAGCUGCAACAGCUGCAGAUGGGGAUGAUGGUGUAUUUCCUGUGGCAUUUGCUGUUGUAGACGCAGAAACUGAUGAGAACUGGCAUUGGUUUUUACUGCAAUUGAAAACUGCACUGUCAACCUCCUGUCCCAUAACAUUUGUUGCUGAUAGACAGAAGGCCAUUAAGGAAUCGAUUGACAAUGUAUUUAAGGGUUCAUACCAUGGCUAUUGCCUUCGGUACUUGACUGAGCAACUUUUUCGGGACUUGAAGGGACAAUUUUCUCACGAGGUGAAGCGGUUGAUGGUUGAGGACUUCUACUCUGCUGCUUAUGCACCUAGACCUGAAGUCUUCCACAGAUGCAUUGAAAGUAUCAAAAGCAUUUCAGUAGAAGCUUAUGAUUGGAUCAUAAAAAGUGAGCCACAAAAUUGGGCAAAUGCAUUUUUUCAGGGAGCAAGAUAUAAUCAUAUGACAUCUAACUUUGGAGAGAUGUUCUAUAGUUGGGCAUCAGAUGCUCACGAGUUACCAAUAACUCAGAUGGUUGAUGCAAUACGGGGUAAGAUUAUGGAGUUGAUCUACACACAGCGGGCAGAAUCUGACUUGUGGAUGACAAGGUUAACUCCAUCUAUGGAGGAAAAACUUGAAAAGGAGAGCUUAAAAGCCCGUUCCAUGCAACUGCAAGUGCUACUGUCAGCUGGUAGCACAUUUGAGGUUCGUGGUGAAUCAGUAGAAGUGGUUGAUAUUGACCACUGGGAUUGUAGUUGCAAAGGGUGGCAGCUUACUGGUUUACCUUGCUGCCAUGCUAUUUCUGUCAUUACUUGUAUUGGAAGGAGUCCAUACGAAUAUUGCUCAAGAUAUUUCACAACUGAGAGCUACAGAUUAACUUAUUCAGAAUCAGUCCACCCCAUACCAAAUGUGGACUGGCCUGUCCAGAAAGAUUCUUCUCAGGUUACAGUAACCGUAACCCCUCCUCCAACACGUCGUCCUCCAGGUCGCCCCACUUCAAAGAGAUGUGGACCACAUGAUGUAGUUAAACGCCAGCUGCAGUGCAGUAGAUGCAAGGGUCUGGGGCACAACAAAUCCACUUGCAAAGAGCUUUCGUAAUGUUGGAGGAACUUCUGUAAAGUGUUAGGCACUAAUCUGUACUGGCAACGUUAAUGCUCUUAUGUCUCAUCAAUAGAGAUGACAUCCAAGAACCAGAGGCAUCAGACUGUGUACAUGCAACAACUGUGUCAUAGGGGGCCCAAAGUCAUCACUAAAAAGCCUGCACCGUUUUGCCUAAUAUAACCCAUGGGACUUGUAGCAUUCUACAGUAGUGUUUCUCGGUAGCCGGUAUUCUUUGUUAGAUGUAUUCCUAACUUGUGUUCUUGCUUAGCAUGCAAAAAAAGGUGACAAUAAUGCUAGGGAAUCAGUUUUAGCUUGAUGUAGACAUAUUAGUAUUAGUUGUCAAAAUUUGUUGGUGUAGGGGGUAAAAAGGCAGGCUGGUGUCCAUUUAUAUGCUUCUCACUGGUGUGAUCUACAGUUUAGUUAGUAGAGAAGAGUUCAAACACGUAGCUCCAAUUUUAAGCAAGGCAGAGACUUUGUGCUCCUGAGGCUUUCACAGGAAGCGACUCUGUUUGAGAUGAGAUAAGAGGCCUCUGAGUAACUUUCCUAUGUACAAAAUCAACAUGUCUCUUUCUAACAAAGUGGUUUUCUUAUAUUUGAUGUGAAAUGUUUGAAUGCUUUUACCUUA
Jatropha curcas is the source of this 3212-nucleotide messenger RNA. RefSeq lists its product as hypothetical. The record is from RefSeq and is a predicted model, not a curated record. Gene Ontology annotation, molecular function: protein binding; zinc ion binding. NCBI's taxonomy places the organism in Eukaryota, Viridiplantae, Streptophyta, Magnoliopsida, Malpighiales, Euphorbiaceae.